AUGAGCGACCAGCAACCAUCAACCGGUGCUAGCCGCAUGCGAAAAUUUCGAGAAAAGCAGAAGGAGAAAGAUCCAAGCUUUACCGCUAAUGAGACUAAAAGAUUGCGUGAGCUUCGUAAACGAAAAGCAGAAAAUCUUUCUCAAGAUUUCCAAAAAUUAGAGCGAGAAGCUAGAAUUUGUAGAAAACUACAUCAUCCUAAUAUCGUCAGACUGCACGAUAGCAUACAAGAAGAAAACUAUCAUUAUUUGGUGUUUGAUCUUGUUACUGGUGGUGAGCUGUUUGAAGAUAUUGUUGCGCGUGAAUUUUAUUCAGAGGCUGAUGCAUCGCAUUGCAUUCAACAAAUUUUGGAAUCGGUUAAUCAUUGCCAUCAGAAUGGUGUGGUGCAUCGUGAUCUGAAACCAGAAAAUUUACUAUUAGCUAGUAAAGCUAAGGGUGCAGCUGUUAAACUCGCCGACUUUGGCUUAGCCAUAGAAGUUCAGGGCGACCAUCAGGCAUGGUUCGGUUUUGCCGGUACUCCUGGCUACUUAUCGCCGGAGGUGCUGAAAAAGGAGCCAUAUGGCAAAUCGGUAGAUAUAUGGGCAUGUGGAGUUAUUUUAUAUAUUUUAUUAGUCGGUUAUCCACCUUUUUGGGAUGAGGAUCAACAUCGUCUUUACUCUCAAAUAAAGGCUGGUGCAUAUGAUUAUCCAUCGCCCGAAUGGGAUACCGUAACACCUGAAGCAAAAAACUUGAUAAAUCAAAUGCUAACAGUUAAUCCAAAUAAGAGAAUUACUGCAGCUGAAGCGCUGAAGCAUCCAUGGAUUUGCCAAAGAGAGCGUGUGGCUUCGGUGGUUCAUCGCCAAGAAACUGUGGAUUGUCUCAAAAAAUUCAAUGCUCGGCGUAAACUUAAGGGUGCUAUUCUUACUACAAUGUUAGCAACCAGAAAUUUUUCAAGUAGGAGUAUGAUUACCAAGAAAGGUGAGGGAUCUCAAGUUAAGGAAUCAACAGAUUCCUCAAGUACAACACUAGAGGAUGACGACGUUAAGGAAGAUAAAAAGGGAAUUGUUGAUCGCAGCACAACAGUCAUAUCAAAAGAGCCCGAAGAAAUAAGGAUUGUUUGUCCAGCGAAAACUUCUCAACAAAUGUCAUCCAAUUCUCAAUGCACAGGUACGUAAAAUUUGCUUUAUUUU
Molecule: messenger RNA, 1167 nt
Organism: Bactrocera neohumeralis
Lineage: Eukaryota; Metazoa; Arthropoda; Insecta; Diptera; Tephritidae
Product: calcium/calmodulin-dependent protein kinase type II alpha chain-like
Exons: 10
Coding region: 1-1152 (383 amino acids)
Biological process (GO): protein phosphorylation
Cellular component (GO): neuron projection; cytoplasm
Molecular function (GO): ATP binding; calcium/calmodulin-dependent protein kinase activity; calmodulin binding
Source: RefSeq, a predicted model, not a curated record